AUGGCCGACAGACCUAUGCCCUCGUCGUUUGACGACGACAAAUCGCAGCAGUUCCUAAUUCCUUCUCGGCUCUCAGGAACCAUCUUGACCUGCGCCGCCUUGUACAAUGCAUGGCGCGCCAUGCGCAAGGGUGACCAUGCCCAGGUCCAGCGCAUGUUCCGUGCCCGUAUCGGAGCCCAGGCAUUCACUGUAUGCGCCAUUGUCGCCGGAGGAGCAUACUAUGGCGCGGACCGCGAGAAGAGAAAGGAGCUCAUCAAGCUCGAAGCACAGAAGCGUGCCGAGGAGCGCCACCAAAAGUGGCUGCACGAACUCGAAGUCAGAGAUGAGGAGGAAAAGCUGCUCAAGGAGCAUCUCAAGAGGAGAAAAGAGCGUGUUCAGUCCAAACAGGCCGAAGAAGCGGAGCGAGCCGCGCACGACAGUGCUGAGGCAGCGGCGGCAGCGACAGCAGCAACGACAGAGGUUGCAGGCGGCAAAGCCUCUCCUAACGACAAGAAACAAGAAUCCAGUGUGCUAGGCGCGUUGUCGAAUGCUGGUGGAUGGUUCGGCACAGGAAAGAGUACCGAAUCGAGUACCGAAGAGAAACCGGUUGAGAAACCGGUUGAGAAGCCAGUAGCGGGAAGCAAGAAAUGA
Molecule: messenger RNA, 630 nt
Organism: Pestalotiopsis fici W106-1
Lineage: Eukaryota; Fungi; Ascomycota; Sordariomycetes; Amphisphaeriales; Sporocadaceae
Exons: 2
Coding region: 1-630 (209 amino acids)
Biological process (GO): mitochondrial respirasome assembly
Cellular component (GO): mitochondrion
Source: RefSeq, a predicted model, not a curated record